AACGCUAUUGUCCCCCAGUUUCUCUCUUUCCCUUUCAUAUCUCGACAGAUCAACCGGAAAAAGAAAAGAAAAAACGUCUUUUUCCCCCUAAUCUCUCUCUAUCUCCCCGAUUCCUCGAUUCUCAUAGAUUCAGGAGGAACAUGAGUAUUUGAUCGGGGCUUUGCAUUGGGAGAGACAGUGGUCGGUGAUUCGUGUAAAAUGCGGGUGCUUGGUCUGAGCUCAAGCUUAUGCUCAAGUGAGGAGAAGGAAGAAGAAGAGAUAAUUGGAGACUCGGGUCUCACACCGGUGUAUCUCAACGUGUAUGAUCUAACACCUGUCAACAAUUAUCUCUAUUGGUUCGGGCUUGGGAUAUUUCACUCAGGAGUUGAAGCUCAUGGUUUCGAAUAUGGAUAUGGUGCUCACGAGUACUCGAGCAGCGGUGUGUUUGAGGUUGAACCUAGGAGCUGUCCAGGUUUUAUCUUCAGGCGGUCAGUUUUGUUGGGAACCACCAGCAUGUCUCGCUCAGAUUUUCGCUCAUUUAUGGAGAAGCUUUCGAGAAAAUAUCAUGGGGACACGUACCAUUUGAUUGCCAAGAACUGUAACCAUUUCACUGAAGAAGUAUGCUUGCAGGUAACAGGAAAGCCUAUUCCCGGAUGGAUUAAUCGGAUGGCUCGAGUAGGUUCUUUCUGCAACUGUAUCCUUCCAGAAAGCAUACAGCUCUCAUCGGUUAGACAUCCCGAAGCCCUCGAGUUCUCUGAUGAUAAUGAUGGAUCAGAAGAAUCAGUUGCGUCUUCUCUCUCAGACGAAACAGAUGGAGAAGGAUCAGAUCAUCAUCUCAUAAUAGCACCAAACAGUGACAUUGCGUAUCUACAAGACAGACCAGUGCGACUUGCCCGUGAGCUCCUCCAAGAACCAACCGAUGAAUCUCCUCAGUACUUGUUGAAGCAGUCUUGAGCUCUCUAAAGCAGCCAUCGGGAUCACCAAGAACUUAAUAUCGUCUGUAGCAAAAAAAAGAUCACCAUUGAAACAAAAGUGAGUAUUGUCUGCAAAAAUUCCAUCUUGAGUAUAUUCUUUCGACCUAGAAAUGUAAAAGAGAUUUGAAAUCUAAAUGAGAACCCAUCUAAGAUAUUGAUGGUAGUGAGUUUAGAGAUAAUGGUGUGAACUUGUUGACAAAAUAGUGUUUAUGUUUGUUCUCAAAGCAGCUCUUA
Molecule: messenger RNA, 1187 nt
Organism: Eutrema salsugineum
Lineage: Eukaryota; Viridiplantae; Streptophyta; Magnoliopsida; Brassicales; Brassicaceae
Product: deSI-like protein At4g17486
Exons: 5
Coding region: 199-933 (244 amino acids)
Biological process (GO): protein deubiquitination
Molecular function (GO): deubiquitinase activity
Source: RefSeq, a predicted model, not a curated record